UAGGGAAAAUUGGAUAAAUAGGACACUUUGAACUUGGAUUUGUCACAUUAGGAUUUCUAGAAGAUAUUUUAGGAAAAUAGGAUUUUAGAUCUUGUAAAAUACCAAAGUACCCUUAAUUUACCAAUUAUGUUGAAUUUAAAUUAUAAAUUAUAAUAAUUUUCGUAAUAGAUUUUAAUGUUAAAAUUAAAAUCUAUAAAAAUUAAAAAAUAAAAAAAACACUAAAUGGGAAAAAAGGAGACGCGGGAUGCCGCAAACCUAAUUCCCCUUUCUCUUUGUCUUCUCCGUCGUAGACUCGUCGCUCUCCCACGGCGAUUUAGGGUUCAACGGUGAGAAGCUCUGUUCUUCGUCGGUGUUUCAUCAGCCCGUGGUCUCUACUCUCGUCUCCGUCACCAUCCUUUUCGAUCUCACUGAAGACACAACGGCUGCGAAUCGUUCUUCCUCUUCGUCGGGUCAAAUCGAUUUUCGAAGUGUUCUUCCAUCAAUUUCGCCUCUCAAUCUCACAAUUCUUCACAGAAGCUAUGUCUGAGGAGCUACCGAAGAGGCUUUUUAAGGAGGGCGAGGAGCCCCGAGUUACUCAGAUCAACAACAACUGCAGGAUCGACUACAUAAUCCGAAAGUUCCAAGCGUGGCUGCCAAAGGAGUUGGAUGUCGUGAAGAAAGACCCGGUUUUUCAUCAGAUUUUUAAGCUCCAUGAGAAUGGUCUUGGAUACUCUGCGAGGGUGAUACACAGCUUCUUGUGUAGGGAGCUGGUGACUUUCUUACAGCACGAGCUAUGGUUUGUCUUUGCGAGGAGACCGCUUCGAUUCUCAUUGCAAGAGUUCCACGCCGUAACCGGGUUUGAAUGCGAUACUCACAUUUCGAUUGAGGAGUUUGAAGAGUGGAAAUAUGAUGGUGGUUUCUGGAGCAAGGUUUUGAGGAGAAAAGAUGGAACAAUUACACUCUUCAACCUGUGGACUAAGGACAAGGAAGCUGUAAAGAAAUGGAAGAAUGCAGAUCGCAUACGUCUUAUCUACUUGGCGAUCAUUCUUUGUGUGGUAUUGGCGAGAGAUGAGAAGGCUAAUAUCCCCCUGAAGUACAUCGCGGUGGUCAUGGAUCUUGACAGAGUUCGAAGGUAUCCUUGGGGAGUUGCUGCUUAUGACCUUCUCUGCAAAUCCAUAGCCAAAAAUCGUUCCCAACUGAAGGAAAAGACCACUAGCUAUGUCUUGGAUGGCUUCUCAUACGCCUUGCAGAUUUGGGCAAUGGAAGCGGUGCCAAAAAUCGGGAAGCUUUGUGGAAAAAAGCUGGAUAAGGGUUUCAAGGACGGUCCUAGAUGCAUAAACUGGAUGGGAGCUGCGAAGGUGUCAUAUGAGGAGAUCAUUCGCUUGGAGGAGAUUAUUACACCCAAGGAUGACAUCUACCCAUACAUCUCAUGGACAGGAAAUUAUGAUGUUGUCAAAGCUCAGGCGUUUCGCAGAGAUGAUGAUGUGGAGGAUGACAGAAUCAAGGUUCUGAUGGAGAUGAUAAAGAAGGGGCAUGAUUUUAGUGAGCAUGUUUGGGAAACUGAAGAAAAUGAAGUGAUUUCUUUAUCUCUCGAUGACGAAUCAGCUGUGAAUGAUGAAGCAAGCGUGAAUGUUGAAGCAGCCGAGAGUGAUGACGACUUUCAGACUCCGAAAGGAUCAAAAAACGUUGGUUCUAGAUCAAAGAGGGGUAAAAAGAGGCUUCCCGAUCGUGGUAUGGAGAAGAGAAAGCAUAAGGUUCUCGCAAGUGGCGCAAAGCAAGCUCCUUUUAAUGAAGACAUGAAGGCUUUUAUGACACAGUUGUUUGAGCACAACUUCUCUGGAAUGGAACAAAGGAUACAGAAACAGAUGGCCGAGACAUUUGAGCAGAUGCGGACAGAGCUUAAACAAUCACGUAAGGAAGCCAGCGUUGAAGUUGAGCUUGGAGAGCCUUCACCGACAAAGCCAUCGACGAGCCAGGCACCGUUGAGGAGGUCCACACGCGGGGAUGGUUCCGAGACUACAUUCGAUGUGAAUUAUAGUGAAGCAGAUGAUUUGGGUCGCGGGAUAGGUACACAAGGGGUUGAAGGGCUUUCUCAGACGUCGUAUGUGCCAGGCUUUGAUCCAUCUCAGGACAAAAAAGAAGAAGACUGGUGGACUCCAAUGACUUCGGUCCGAGGUUCAGUGGAUAAUCCAGUAAAGAAAGAAAAGACAGAGAUGAAUACAGCUCCACCGCCGUCACAGUGGGAGAAAUGGUGCAAAAGAAAAGGUCAUGGACUUCAGCUUAGCGAUUCACCAUUGCCAGAAGAUGCUUCUCCGCAGGCGUCACUUUAUUAUAUCUCCGAAGAGUCAUGGAAAGGAUUCACGGAAUGGGCAUUAAAGCCUAUACCUUUAACAAUUGGUCCUACAUGCUUUAAUUUGUCUGUAGCUACAAGAGUAGUAAGUGCUGGAAAAUGGCUUGGAAACGAGGUAAUGAAUCUUGUACUAACCUUUAGUGAAUUUAUCUUCCUAACACUUCUUAUAUGCUAUAUUACUUAACUUUCAUUGUAAAUUUUUAGGAGAUGGAUGCGGUUAUGUUUAUAUGGCGUGUGAACACUACAUUGAAUCGUUGGGCCCCUCGGCGUGUUGCUUUCAUGAGUGCUAUGUUUUGCCUCCAAGUAGACGCUGCAUACAAGAAGUUUUUACCAAACAAAAAAGCCUAUCAAUUGCCUGAUUUCCUUCUUGGGUACGGCAGAGGAGAGCUUCCAUCUCAUGGGCGGACUGAUCUAGUUUGGGGUGUUGAUGUUGAUCGACUCUACUUUCCUCUGUUUGUAAAUGGUAACCAUUCAGUUCUUUUUACAUCCUAGUAUACAUUUCUUCGUUUACAAAUUUUUGUGGACACGAACGCAGGUAAUCACUGGGUUGGUGUCUGUGUAAACAUCAUUGAAAGAAAAGUAGAAGUCUUUGAUUGCGGUCGGGGAAAGAACAGACAGUACGUUGAGAAGUUUGCUGCUAUCAUUCCUAGGAUUGUGAAGUCCGUUGCACCACAAGAAAGACAGAAGCAGCUACUCCUCUCAUCAUAUUCUAUCGUGGAUGUGCCUAUGAAGUUGAGAUUGAAUAAAAGUUGUUGUGAUUGCGGUGCAUACGCUUUGAAGCACUUGGAAUGCUCGCUGCUUGGUCUUGACGUCAGUUUAGUGGAUGAUGAAAUCAUUAUGGGUUGUAGACAGAAGAUUGGAGUGGACUUAUGGGAGGCUGCACACGACCCCAUCUUUGCUGAGGUUAUGACACGAUAU
Brassica napus (rape) is the source of this 3247-nucleotide messenger RNA. RefSeq lists its product as uncharacterized. The transcript has 4 exons. NCBI's taxonomy places the organism in Eukaryota, Viridiplantae, Streptophyta, Magnoliopsida, Brassicales, Brassicaceae. The record is from RefSeq and is a predicted model, not a curated record. The coding region runs from base 519 to 2513 and encodes 664 amino acids.